Molecule: messenger RNA, 27588 nt
Organism: Heterocephalus glaber (naked mole-rat)
Lineage: Eukaryota; Metazoa; Chordata; Mammalia; Rodentia; Bathyergidae
Source: RefSeq, a predicted model, not a curated record
GGGGGACAGCCCCGCACCCGCCACCCAGCCGAGCCAGGAGGAGCAGUCGCCUGCUCGCAGCGCCUCGCGACUGGGAACGGAAGAGGCCGACUGAGAAGGUCCUUGAGCUUACUGAAGAGAGUAGUCUUAGGGGAAGUAGUUCCAUCCGUGGGAAUGCGGUCUCCUCCCCGACAACUGCGAGUGCCUGGGAUUCAUUUGUGAUGUGGCAAAUCUAGGAAAGUUCCCGCAUGUUUUCCGGAGUGGCAUAGACCUCCGCCUAACUGGGAGGAGAAUUUCCUAGCAUUGGGUUAAUGCUACACGAGGGGCCAUGGCAGCCUCCCGGGCAGCCUCACGGUCUCCUCGGGACAUUGCCAACGUGAUGCAAAGACUGCAAGAUGAACAAGAGAUUGUACAAAAACGCACUUUCACAAAAUGGAUCAACUCUCACCUGGCCAAGCGGAAGCCCCCAAUGGUGGUGGGUGAUCUUUUUGAAGACAUGAAAGAUGGUGUCAAGCUGCUGGCUCUUCUGGAAGUCCUGUCUGGGCAGAAACUGCCUUGUGAACAGGGCCGCCGUAUGAAGCGAAUCCACGCUGUGGCUAACAUUGGCAGAGCGCUGAACUUCCUUGAAGGAAGAAAGUCCAUGUACAGAGGAUCACCGAUUAAAUUAGUCAACAUUAACUCCACUGAUAUAGCUGAUGGCCGGCCAUCCAUAGUUCUUGGCCUGAUAUGGACCAUUAUUCUAUAUUUCCAGAUUGAAGAGCUGACCAGCAACCUGCCACAGCUACAGUCGCUGUCCAGCAGCGCAUCCUCUCUGGACAGCAUUGUCAGCUCGGAGACCACCAGUCCUCCAAGUAAACGCAAGGUGGCUACCAAGAUUCAAGGAAAUGCCAAGAAGGCUCUGUUAAAGUGGGUUCAGUGUGUGGCAGGCAAGCAGUCUGGCAUAGAAGUAAAAGACUUUGGAAGAAGCUGGAGAAGUGGGGUAGCCUUUCAUUCAGUUAUCCAUGCCAUUCAACCCACGCUGGUGGACUUAGAGAAGGUGAAAAGCAGAUCUAACAGAGAAAAUCUGGAGGACGCGUUCUCUAUUGCUGAAACACAAUUGGGCAUCCCAAGACUGCUAGAUCCUGAAGAUGUUGAUGUAGAUAAACCAGAUGAGAAGUCUAUUAUGACCUAUGUGGCCCAGUUUCUGAAACAUUACCCUGACAUCCUCGAUGCAGGCACUGAUGGACAAGAGAAUGAUGAAAUACUUCAAGUUUUCCCAUCUUUUGCAAAUUCUAUCCAAAAUUAUAAGAGAGAAGACAGACUAAUUCUGAAGGAAAUGAAAGUUUGGAUAGAACAAUUUGAAAGAGAUUUGACGAGGGCACAAGUGACAGAAUCAAAUCUGCAGGAUACAUAUCAGUCAUUUAAGCACUUCAGAAUUCAAUAUGAAAUAAAAAGGAAACAGAUUGAACAUUUAAUACAGCCAUUACAUAGAGAUGGUAAAUUGUCACUUGACCAAGCUUUGGUAAAACAGUCCUGGGACAGAGUGUGCUCUAGGCUCUUUGAUUGGCAUAGCCAGCUUGACAAAUCACUCCCUGCACCUCUGGGCACUAUAGGUGCCUGGUUGUACAGGGCAGAAGUGGCCCUGAAAGAGGAAAUAGCCAUUCAGCAGGUCCAUGAGGAAACUGCAAACACAAUACAACGGAAACUCGAGCAGCAUAAGGAUCUGCUUCAAAACACAGAUGCCCACAAAAGAGCAUUCCAUGAAAUCUACCAGACCAGGUCUGUUAACGGGAUUCCAGUGCCACCUGACCAAUUAGAGGACAUGGCUGAGAGGUUUCAGUUUGUUUCCUCCACAUCAGCGCUGCACUUAAGGAAAAUGGAAUUUCUAGAAUUAAAGUACCGCCUGCUCUCGCUGCUGGUUCUUGCAGAGUCAAAGCUGAAGUCUUGGAUCAUCAAGUAUGGGAGACGAGAGUCAGUGGAGCUGCUUCUGCAAAACUACAUCUCUUUUAUAGAAAAUAGCAAGUUUUUCGAUCAAUAUGAAGUAACAUACCAGAUCUUGAAACAGACAGCUGAGAUGUAUGUCAAAGCAGAUGGUUCAGUGGAGGAAGCUGAGAAUGUGAUGAAAUUCAUGAAUGAAACCACUGCUCAGUGGAGGAAUCUCUCAGUGGAAGUUAGGAGCGUGAGGAGCAUGCUGGAGGAAGUGAUAUCUAACUGGGAUCGCUAUGGCAACACCGUGGCUAGUCUUCAAGCCUGGCUAGAGGAUGCUGAAAAAAUGCUGAAUCAAUCAGAAAAUGCCAAAAAGGAUUUUUUCCGAAAUUUACCUCAUUGGAUUCAGCAGCACACGGCCAUGAAUGACGCUGGCAAUUUUCUAAUUGAAACUUGUGAUGAGAUGGUCUCUCGUGACCUCAAGCAGCAAUUACUCCUGCUCAAUGGGCGAUGGAGGGAGUUGUUUAUGGAAGUCAAGCAAUAUGCUCGAGCGGAUGAGAUGGACAGAAUGAAGAAAGAAUACACAGACUGUGUGACUACCCUCUCUGAUUUUGCAACUGAAGCCCAUAAGAAAUUUGCUGAGCCUUUAGAAGUCUCUUUUAUAAAUGUCAAGUUAUUAAUUCAAGACUUGGAGGAUAUUGAGCAGAGGCUUCCUGUGAUGGAUGCUCAAUACAAGAUGAUUACAAAGACAGCACAUCUCAUUGCAAAAGAAAGCACUCAAGAAGAAGCUAAUGAGAUGUUUUUGACUAUGUCCAGGCUCAAAGAGCAGCUUACCAAGGUCAAAGACAGUUGCUCCCCACUCCUGUAUGAGUCUCAGCAGCUGUUGACUCCACUGGAGGAUUUAGAAAAGCAGAUGACAUCUUUCUAUGACUCACUUGGGAAAAUCAACGAGAUUAUAACAGUUCUUGAGCAUGAGGCACAAUCUAGUGCUCUUUUUAAACAAAAGCAUCAGGAACUGUUAGCUUGUCAAGAAAGCUGUAAAAAAAUUGUGACACUCAUUGAGAAAGGCAGCCAAAGCGUUCAAAAGUUUGUGGCCUUAAGCAAUGUGUUAAAGCAUUUUGAUCAGACCAAGCUACAGAGACAGAUUCCAGAUGUCCAUGUUGCUUUUCAGAAUAUGGUAAAGAAAACCGGAGAUUGGAAAAAGCAUGUGGAAACCAACAGUCGCUUGAUGAAGAAAUUUGAGGAGUCUCGGGCAGAGUUGGAGAAGGUGCUGCGGGUCGCUCAGGAGAGCCUGGAAGAGAAGGGAGACCCUGAAGAACUUCUGCGGAGACACACCGAGUUUUUCAGCCAGCUGGAUCAGAGGGUCCUCAAUGCUUUCCUGAAAGCUUGUGAUGAACUCACAGACAUCCUCCCAGAGCAGGAGCAACAGGGGCUGCAGGAAGCAGUCAGGAAGCUGCACAAACAGUGGAAGGACCUUCAAGGAGAAGCCCCCUACCAUUUGCUCCAUUUGAAGAUUGCUGCAGAGAAGAGCAGAUUCUUGGCUUCUGUUGAAGAAUGCAAAAUGGAGCUGAAUCGAGAGACCAAGCUGGUUCCCCAGGAAGGCAGUGAAAACAUCAUUAAAGAGCACAGGAUUUUCUUCAGUGACAAAGGUCCUCAUCACCUCUGUGAGAAAAGGUUACAGCUCAUUGAGGAACUGUGUGUGAAGCUGUCAGUCCGGGAUCCAGUAAAGGACACACCUGCAACCUGUUACACGGCUCUCAAAGAACUGAGAGCUGCCAUUGACACCACAUACGCAAAGCUGGUGGAAAACCCAGACAAGUGGAAAGACUACACUAGCAGAUUUUCUGAGUGCUCAUCUUGGAUAUCAGCCAAGGAGACACAGUUGAAGGGAAUCAAGGAUACGGCCCUGGAUGCUGCCAAUCACAGCGAGGUGAAACAUGCGGUGGAAGAGAUCAGAAACGACGUUAGCACAAAAGGCGAGACUCUUAGCUGGCUGAAAUCCAGGCUCAAAAUUUUGAUUGAGCUUUCCUCUGAGAAUGAAGCCCAACACCAAGGAGAUGAGCUGGCGAAAUUAUCCAGCUCUUUCAAGGCACUCGUGACUUUGCUGUCAGAGGUUGAAAAAAUAAUAAGCAACUUUGGGGAAUGUGUUCAAUACAAAGAAAUAGUGAAAAGUUCCCUUGAAGAAUUAAUUUCCAGCUCUCAGGAAGCUAAAGAUCAAGCUGAGAAGAUCUUAGACACUGAAAAUCUGUUUGAAGCACAGCAGUUGCUGCUUCAUCACCAGCAAAAGAUGAAGAUGAUCUCAGCAAAGAAGACAGACCUGCAGCAGCAGAUGGGGCAGGCGCAGCAGGGAGCAGGUGGGCUGGCUGACCCGGGCAAGGAGGAGCUGCAAAAGCUGGAGAGAACCCUGGCCAGUGUGGAGCACAACAGAGAGAGGCAGGAGCGUCGAAUCCAGGUCACAUUAAGGAAAUGGGAGCGAUUUGAGACAAACAAAGAGACAGUGGUCAGAUACCUUUUUCAAACAGGUUCUAGCCACGAACGCUUCCUGAGUUUUAGCAGUUUGGAAAGUUUGUCUUCAGAACUGGAGCAGACAAAGGAGUUUUCCAAGCGGACAGAAAGUAUUGCAGUCCAGGCUGAAAAUCUUGUAAAGGAAGCUUCAGAAAUACCACUUGGACCCAAGAAUAAGCAGCUGCUUCAGCAGCAGGCCAAGUCAAUCAAAGAGCAAGUCAAAAAAUUGGAAGACACGCUUGAAGAAGAUAUUAAAACCAUGGAAAUGGUGAAAAACAAGUGGGAUCAUUUUGGCAGUAAUUUUGAGACCCUGUCCAUCUGGAUAACUGAGAAAGAAAAAGAACUCAAUGCCUUGGAAACUUCGUCAUCUGCCAUGGACAUGCAAAUCAGCCAAAUUAAGGCCACAAUUCAGGAAAUAGAAAAUAAGAUAAGCAGUAUCACUGGAUUAGAAGAACAAGCUCAGUCUUUUGCUCAAUUUGUUACCACUGGAGAAUCUGCUCGAAUCAAAGCCAAGUUGACACAAAUAAGAAGAUACUGGGAAGAACUCCGGGAACAUGCACAGUGCCUGGAAGAAACAAUUCUUGGACAUUUAUCUCAGCAGCAAAAGUUUGAGGACAAUUUUAGAAAGAUCCAGCAAUCUGUGUCUGAAUUUGAAGAUAAACUUGCUGAUCCAAUUAAAAUAUGUUCUUCAGCUACAGAGACAUACAGAGUUCUCCAAGAACAUAUGGAUCUCUGCCAGGCCCUGGAGUCUCUGGGCGGCACACUCACCGCCUUCUCCACCAGUGCUCGGAAGGUGGUAAGCAGACACAUCUGCAUCCAGCAGGCUGCAGCUCUUCAGCAGCGGUAUGAGGGCACGCUCCAGAGGGUGAAAGACAGACAGAUUGUGCUGGAGAACCUGCUGGCCCUCUGGCAGAGGCUAGAGAAAGAACUGUCAUCUUUUUUGACCUGGUUGGAGCGGUGUGAAGCCAUCGCCAGUUCCCCAGAGAGGGACAUUUCUGCAGACAGAGUCAAAGUGCAGAGUGAACUUCAGUUAAUACAGGCCCUGCAAAAUGAAGUCGUUGCCCAGGCCUCCUCCUACAGCAACCUUUUACAGCUGAAGGAAUCACUGUUCUCGGUUGCUGCCAAAGAUGACGUGAAAAUGAUGAAACUGCACUUGGAGCAGUUGGAUGAGAGGUGGAGGGAUUUGCCACAGAUAAUUAGCAAAAGGAUUAAUUUCCUCCAGUCUGUGGUUGCUGAGCACCAGCAAUUUGAUGAGCUGCUGCUCUCCUUCUCUGUGUGGAUUAAGCAGUUUCUCAGUGACUUACAGACUUCAUCUGAGAUCAGCAUAAGGGACCAUCAAGUGGCUUUUACUCGGCACAAGGACCAUGCAGCAGAAAUAGAGAACAAAAAGAGAGAAUUCCAGAGUCUGCAGGGUCACUUAGCGAAGCUGGGGUCUCUGGGCCGAAUGGAAGACCUCCACCUCCUCCAGGGCAAGGCAGAGGACUGCUUCCAGGUCUUCGAGGAGGCCAGCCAGGUGGUAGAGAGGCGGGGGCUGGCCCUGUCGCAGCUGGCCGAGUUCUUACAGCGCCGCGCCUGUCUGUCUGAGGUACUGCACCGGCUGAGGCAAACGGUGGAAGCUACUAGCAGUAUGAAUAAGAAGCAAUCGGACUUGCUGGAGAAGGACCUGAACGAUGUCAUUCUCGAUGUCAAGGCACUGGAGUCUACUGCCGUUGGUCUCGAUGGCAUCCUUGCCAAAGCCCAGUACCAUCUGAGGAGCAGACAGGCUGAUCACAGGACGUCCUGCAGGGCUGUGGCCGAUCAGCUCUCUGAAGAACUGGAGAGGAUCCAGAACCUCCUGGGUACCAAGCAGAGUGAGGCCGAUGCCCUGGGCCUGCUGAAGAAGGCAUUCCAAGACCAGAGAGAGGAGCUGCUGAAGAGCAUCGAGGAUAUCGAAGAAAGGACUGACAGAGAGCGACUGAAAGAGCCCACCCGCCAGGCGCUUCAGCAGAGGCUGAGAGUCUUUAAUCAGCUAGAAGAUGAACUGAAUUCUCAUGAGCAUGAACUAUGCUGGUUGAAAGAUAAAGCCAAGCAGAUUGCUCAGAAAGAUGUGGCUUUGGCUCCUGAAGUUGACAGGGAGAUAAACCGCUUGGAAGUCACCUGGAAUGAUACCAAAAGACUAAUUCAUGAAAACCAAGGCCAGUGCUGUGGACUUAUUGACCUAAUGAAAGAAUACCAGAACUUGAAAUCAGCUGUCUCAAAAGUCAUAGAAAAUGCCAGCAGUGUCACUGUAACCAGAACUACUAUAAAAGAUCAGGAGGAUCUUAAGUGGGCUUUUUCCAAGCAUGAAACUGCCAAGCAUGAAAUGAACUGUAAGCAGAAAGAGCUGGACCGUUUUACCAGUAAAGGCAAACACUUGUUAUCUGAACUGAAAAAGAUCCACAGUAGUGACUUCACCUUGGUGGAAAAAGACAUGGAGAGCACCAUGGACAAGUGGCUGGAUGUAUUGGAGAAAUUGGAAGAAAACAUGGAAAGGCUGAGGACAAGCCUGUCCAUUUGGGAUGAUGUACUUUCAAGUAAAGAUGAAAUCGAUGGGUGGUCAAACAGCUCUCUUCCACAGCUGGCUGAAAACAUGAGCAACCUGAGCAGCAGUCUCCGAGCUGAAGAAUUCCUUAAAGAAUUUGAGUCUGAAGUUAAAAACAAAGCAUUGAAAUUGGAAGAACUUCAUUCCAAAGUUAACAGUCUUAAAGAAUUAACUAAAAUUCCAGAAACACCACCAGAACUUCAGUUUAUAGAAGCAGACGUAAGGCAGAAACUGGAGCAUGCUAAAGAAGUAACUGAAGAAGCAAAAGAAACCUUGAAGGUCUUUGCUGCUCAAAGUACAAGCAUAGAGAAAUUCAUCAGUGACAGAACAGUGUGGCUGAUGAAAGUGGAAGAGUCCUUGAUGAGCUAUGGCCAAACCAAGACAUGUAAAGGACUGAAAAAAGUAAAGGAUAUAGAAAAAGAGCUUCAAAGUCAGCAAAGAAACAUCAGCUCUACCCAAGAGAAUCUCAACAGUUUGUGUCGCAAGUACCACUCAGCAGAGUUGGAGAGCCUGGGUCGGGCAAUGACAGGCCUGAUAAAGAAGCAGGAAGCCAUGAACCAGCUGUGCUGUAAAACUCAAGCCAGCCUGCAGGAUUCUCUGGAAAAACAUUUCAGUGAUUCUAUGCAGGAAUUCCAAGAAUGGUUUUUGGGAGCAAAAGCAGCAGCCAAAGAAUCAUCUGAUCGAACUGGCAACAGUAAAAUUCUGGAGGCAAAGCUCCAUGAUCUCCAGAACAUUCUGGACUCAGUCAAUGAUGGGCAAAGCAAACUUGAUGUAGUGACUCAGGAGGGACAGACUCUGUAUGCACACCUGUCGAAACAAACUGUCAGCAGCAUUCAGGAGCAGAUUACAAAGGCGAAUGAAGAGUUUCAAGCAUUUCUGAAGCAAUGCCUUAAAGACAAGCAGGCCCUCCAAGACUGUGCUUCUGAGCUGGGGAGCUUUGAAGAUCAGCACAGAAAACUGAACUUAUGGAUCCACGAAAUGGAAGAAAGGUUAAAUACAGAAAAUUUGGGAGAGAGUAAACAGCAUCUUGCUGAAAAGAAAAAUGAAGUUCAUAAAGUUGAAAUGUUUCUGGGAGAACUUCUGGCUGCGAGAGAGUCUCUCGAUAAACUUUCCCAGAGAGGGCAGCUUCUUAGUGAGGAAAGCCACAGUGCAGGGCAGGGUGGCCGCCUGGGCUCCCAGCUCCUCACCAGCUACCAGAACCUGCUCAGAAUGACCAAGGAGAGGCUGCAGAGCUGCCAGCUUGCCCUCCAGGAGCACGAGGCCCUGGAGGAAGCAAUGCAGGACAUGUGGUCCCGGGUGAGAAACAUCCAAGACAGGCUGGCCUGUGCAGAGAGCACUCUUGGGAGCAAGGAGACCUUGGAGAGCCGGCUGUCACAGAUACAGGAUAUUCUCUUGAUGAAAGGUGAAGGAGAAGUCAAGCUGAACAUGGCCCUUGGCAAAGGGGAACAGGCCAUGAAAAGCAGUAGUGAAGAAGGCCAGAAGGCGAUUCAGGCUCAGUUACAGACUCUUAAGAACGCGUGGGCUGAUAUCAUGAGCACCUCUGUCCAUACUCAGAGCACUCUGGAGUCUGUGCUUAGCCAAUGGAAUGACCACCUAGAGAGGAAAAGCCAGCUGGAGCAGUGGAUGGAAUCAGUGGAUGAGAAAAUAGAACGUCCUCUACAACUGCAGCCAGGCCUGAAGGAGAAGUUUUCCCUGCUGGACCAUUUUCAGUCCAUCGUCUCUGAGGCAGAAGAUCACACCAGCGCUCUGCACCGUCUGAACGCCAAGUCCAGGGAGCUCUAUGAGAGGACUCGGGAUGAGUCCUUCAAGGAAGCAGCCCAAGAGGAGCUGAAGACACAGUUUCAUGAUAUAACAACUGUGGCCAAGGAGAAAAUGAGGAAAGUGGAAGAAAUCGUGAAAGACCAUCUCAUGUAUUUGGACGCAGUCCAGGAAUUCACUGAUUGGCUCCAUUCAGCGAAGGAAGAACUCCAGAGGUGGUCAGACAUGUCUGGGGAUUCAUCAGCCACUCAGAAAAAGUUGUUAAAAAUUAAGGAGCUGAUAGAUUCCAGAGAGUUGGGAGCAGGCCGCUUGAGCCGAGUGGAGUCGCUGGCCCCCGGAGUGAAGCAGCACACAGCUGCCAGCGGGUGUGAGCUCCUGCACACAGAGAUGCAGGCCCUGCGUGCCGACUGGACACAGUGGGAAGACAGUGUGUUCCGCACACAGAGCAGCCUGGAGGACCUGGUCAGUCAGAUGGCCCUUUCGGAGCAGGAGUUCUCAGGCCAAGUGGCCCAGCUUGAGCAGGCCCUGGGACAGUUCGGUGCCCUUCUGAAAACCUGGACUCAGCAGCUGGCCCUCCUGGAAGGCAAGAACACGGAUACUGAGGUAGUGGAAUCCUGGCACGCAGGACAUGAGAUCCUGGAUGCUCUGCAGAAAGCAGAGCCUACAACAGAGGAUCUGAAGUCUCAGCUGAAUGAACUUUGUCGAUUUUCUAGAGACCUGAGUACAUACAGUGGAAAAGUUUCUGGCUUGAUUAAAGAAUACAAUUAUCUCUGUUUGCAAGCAUCCAAGGGCUGCCAGAAUAAAGAACAGAUUUUACAACAAAGAUUUCGAAAAGCCUUCAGGGAUUUUCAGCAGUGGUUGGUUAAUGCAAAAAUCACUACUGCCAAAUGUUUCGAUAUACCUCAAAAUAUUAGUGAAGUUUCCACAAGUCUUCAGAAAAUACAGGAGUUUUUGUCAGAAAGUGAAAAUGGUCAACAUAAGCUCAACAUGAUGCUGUCAAAAGGAGAACUUCUGACUUCUCUGUUGACCAAAGAGAAAGCAAAAAGUAUCCAGGCCAAAGUUGAAGCUGCAAAAGAAGAUUGGAAAAAUUUUCAUUCAAAUCUCCACCAGAAGGAAUCUGCCCUCGAGAAUCUAAAGAUCCAGAUGAAAGAUUUUGAAGUAAGUGCUGAGCCUGUGCAGAACUGGCUGAGCAAAACUGAGAAGCUGGUCCAGGAAAGCAGCAACCGCCUCUAUGAUCUGCCAGCGAAGAGGAGAGAGCAACAGAAGCUCCAGUCUGUCCUUGAGGAAAUUCAUUGCUACGAGCAUCAGCUCAACAGGCUGAAAGAGAAAGCUCAGCAGCUGUGGGAAGGACAAGCUGCCAGCAAGAGCUUUAUGCACAGAGUGUCACAGCUGUUUGCUCAGUAUCUAGCGCUAAGCAAUUUAACCAAGGAGAAAGUGUCCAGACUGGAUAGAAUCGUUGCAGAGCAUAAUCAGUUCUCCCUCGGGAUUAAAGAAUUACAAGACUGGAUGACAGAUGCAGUUCACACAUUGGAUUCUUACUGCCACCCAACAUCCGACAAAAGUGUGCUGGACAGCAGGAUGCUCAAGCUGGAGGCUUUGUUAUCAGUGAAACAGGAAAAAGAGAUUCAGAUGAAAAUGAUAGUGACCAGGGGGGAGUAUGUCCUGCAGAACACCUCCCCAGAAGGCCUUCCUGUGAUUCAGCAGCAGCUGCAGGGUGUGAAGGACAUGUGGGCUUCCCUCCUGUCUGCAGCCAUUCGUUGUAAAAGUCAACUCGAAGGAGCCCUUUCAAAAUGGACAAGUUAUCAGGAUGAUGUUCGACAGUUUUCUGGUUGGAUGGACAGCGUGGAAGCCAACCUAAGUGAAUCUGAGAGGCAGUGUGCUGAGCUUCGGGAGAAAGUGACAGCUCUUGGGAAAGCCAAGCUAUUAAAUGAAGAAGUGCUUAGUCACAGUCGCCUGCUGGAGACCAUUGAAGUCAAAAGAGCAAGCAUGACAGAGCACUAUGUCACCCAGUUAGAAGUCCAAGAUCUGCAAGAGCGAUACCUAGCAAUCAAAGAGAGGGCCAAGGAAGCAGUAACCAAGUCUGAAAAACUUGUUCGCCUGCACCAAGAGUAUCAGAGAGACCUAAAAGCCUUUGAAGUUUGGCUGGGACAAGAACAAGAAAAGCUUGGCCGAUAUUCAGUUCUUGAAGGUGAUGCCCACACUCACGAGACAACAUUUCGGGACCUUCAGGAGCUGCAAAUGCACUGUGCAGAGGGACAGGCACUGUUGAAUUCAGUGCUGCACACCAGAGAGGACGUGAUCAUAGCAGGCAUCCCCCAGGCAGAGGACCGGGCAUUGGAGUCACUUCGGCAGGACUGGCAGGCUUACCAGCACAGACUGUCUGAGAUCCGGACACAGUUCAACAGCAUAGUGAACAAGCUGCGGAUGAUGGAGCAGAAGUUUCAGGAAGUAGAUGAAUGGCUUAAAAAAAUGGAGGAGAAAGUUAGUCUCAGGAUGGGACGCCAGUCUAACUGGGCAACCAAGGAGAUACAGUUACAUCAGAUGAAGAAAUGGCAUGAAGAAGUGACUGCGCAUAAAGAUGAAGUUGAGGAAGUCGGAGCUAAAGCGCAGGAGAUACUGGAUGAGAGUCACGUAAACAGCAGGAUGGGCUGCCAGGCCACCCAGCUGACCUCCAGAUACCAGGCCCUGCUCCUCCAAGUCCUGGAGCAAAUAAAAUUCCUGGAAGAAGAGACCCAGAGUUUGGAGGAAUCUGAAUUAUCCCUCAGCUCCUAUUCUGAUUGGUAUAGCUCGACUCAUAAAAAUUUUAAGAAUGUGGCCACCAAAAUUGAUAAAGUAGAUAAAGCAAUGAUGGGGAAAAAGUUGAAGACACUGGAGGUUUUGUUGAAAGACAUGGAGAAAGGUCACAGUUUGCUGAAGUCAGCCCGGGAAAAAGGAGAGAGGGCUGCUAAAUACUUGGAGGAAGGUGAGGCAGAGAUGCUAAGAAAAGACAUCCAUGAUCGUGUGGAGCAGCUGGAGGAACUGACCAGCACCAUGCGAAAAGAGCACGUGACCUUGGAGAAAGGUCUUCAUUUAGCAAAAGAGUUCUCGGAUAAAUGUAAAGCACUGACUCGUUGGAUAGCAGAAUACCAGGAAAUCCUACACAUUCCUGAAGAACCCAAAAUGGAAUUAUAUGAGAAAAAAGCUCAGCUAUCUAAGUACAAGUCAUUGCAACAAACUGUGCUGUCCCAUGAACCAUCAGUCAACUCAGUGAGAGAGAAGGGGGAAGCUCUUCUGGAUCUGGUCCAAGAUGUUACUUUAAAGGACAAAGUAGACAGACUUCAAAGGGAUUACCAGGACCUCUGCAGCAUGGGAAAGGAACAUGUCCUCUGCCUGGAGGCAAAAGUCAAAGACCAUGAAGACUAUAACAGUGAGCUCCAAGAGGUGGAAAAGUGGUUGUUGCAGAUGUCUGGCAGGCUGGUGGCACCUGGCCUUCUGGAGACCAGCAGCCUGGAGACAAUCACCCAGCAGCUGGCCCACCACAAGGCCAUGAUGGAAGAAAUAGCUGGUUUUGAAGACCGUUUGAACAACCUGAAAGUCAAAGGUGACACUUUGAUUGGCCAGUGUGCUGAUCACCUGCAAGAGAAGCUGAAACAGAAUGUUCAUGCCCAUCUGCAGGGCACAAAGGACAGCUACUCAGCAAUCUGCAGUACAGCCCAGCGUGUGUACCAGAGUUUGGAACAUGAACUUCAGAAGCAUGUCAGCCGACAAGAUACCCUGCAGCAAUGCCAGGCUUGGCUUUCUGCAGUCCAGCCAGACUUAAAGCCAAGUCCUCAGCCACCUCUUAGCCGGACGGAAGCCGUUAAGCAAGUCAAACACUUCAGAGCUUUGCAGGAGCAAGCAAGGACUUACUUGGAUCUCCUUUGUUCCCUGUGUGACUUGUCGAAUUCUUCAGUAAAAACCACAGCAAAAGAUAUUCAACAAACAGAGCAAAUGAUUGAACAAAGGCUCACCCAGGCACAGAAUUUAACUCAGGGCUGGGAAGAGAUCAAGCACCUGAAGGCUGAGCUGUGGAUUUAUCUUCAGGACACCGAUCAGCAACUGCAGAAUAUGAAGAGGAGGCACUCCGAACUGGAGCUAAAUAUUGCCCAGAACAUGGUUGCCCAAGCAAAGGAUUUUGCUAAACAGCUACAUUACAAACAAGAGUCCAUGAGCACCAUCUUACAAAAGGUGAAUAAGUUAACAAAGAAGCAGGAGUCUCCUGAGCACAAGGAAAUAAGUCACUUAAAUGACCAGUGGCUCGAUCUGUGCCUCCAGUCAGACAAGCUAUGUUCACAAAGGGAGCAGGAUCUUCAGAGAACAAGAGAUUACCAUGACCAUAUGAAUGUCGUUGAAGCAUUCUUGGAAAAAUUCACUACGGAAUGGGAUAGCUUAGCCAGAUCUGAUGCAGAGAGCACCGCUGUCCACCUGGAAGCUUUGAAAAAGUUAGCCUUGGCCUUGCAAGAGAGAAAGUAUGCCAUUGAAGACCUGAAAGGUCAAAAGCAGAAGAUGAUAGAGCAUCUGAAUCUAGAUGACAAGGAAUUAGUCAAAGAACAGACAAACCACUUUGAACAGCGCUGGUUUCAGCUUGAGGACCUUGUUAAGAGGAAAAUCCAAGUGUCAGUCACUAACUUGGAGGAACUCAAUGUGGUGCAGUCCAGAUUUCAGGAGCUAAUGGAGUGGGCAGAAGAGCAACAGCCCAAUAUUGCUGAGGCUCUGAAGCAGAGCCCCCCGCCUGAUAUGGUGCAGAACCUCCUCAUGGAUCACCUGGCCAUCUGCAGUGAGCUGGAAGCCAAACAGCUGCUCCUGAAGUCUCUCACAAAGGAUACUGACAGGGUGAUGGCCGAUCUUGGCCUCAAUGAGCGCAAGGUGAUCCAGAAGGUGCUUUCUGAUGCACAGAAACACGUGAACUGUCUCAGUGACCUCGUGGGCCAGAGAAGAAAGUACUUAAACAAAGCCUUGUCCGAGAAAACCCAGUUUCUCAUGGCAGUAUUCCAGGCAACCAGCCAAAUUCAUCAACAUGAGCGGAAGAUCUUGUUCCGUGAACACAUCUGCCUAUUACCAGAUGAUGUGAGCAAGCAGGUUAAAACAUGUAAGAGUGCACAGGCCAGCCUCAAGACUUAUCAAAACGAAGUCACUGGACUUUGGGCCCAGGGUCGAGAAUUAAUGAAAGGAGUCACAGAGCAGGAAAAGGGUGAGGUGCUGGGUAAGCUUCAGGAACUGCAAAGUGUUUAUGACAGUGUUUUACAAAAGUGUAGCCAUCGGUUACAAGAACUAGAGAAGAAUCUAGUUUCUCGAAAGCAUUUUAAGGAAGAUUUUGAUAAAGCUUGUCACUGGCUCAAACAAGCAGAUAUUGUUACAUUUCCUGAAAUCAACCUCAUGAAUGAGAGUACUGAGCUUCAUGCACAACUGGACAAAUACCAACACAUUCUAGAACAAUCUCCAGAGUAUGAAAAUCUGCUACUUACACUCCAGAGAACCGGGCAGGCCAUGUUACCAUCCCUGAAUGAAGUCGAUCAUUCCUACCUCAGUGAGAAGCUAAAUGCUCUGCCACAACAAUUUAAUGUCAUUGUUGCCUUGGCUAAAGACAAGUUCUAUAAAGUCCAAGAAACAAUACUUGCUCGGAAAGAGUAUGCUUCCUUGAUUGAGUUGACAACCCAGACUCUGGGUGAACUCAAAGAUCAGUUCUUGAAGAUGAGGAAAAUCCCCACAGACCUGAUCAUUGAAGAGGCUCAGACUCUCCAGGACAGCUGCAGGGCCCUUCUCGGUGAGGUGGUGGCCCUCGGGGAAGCAGUAGAUGAGCUGAAUCAGAAGAAAGAAAGUUUUCGCAGCACAGGUCAACCUUGGCAGCCAGACAAGAUGCUGCAUCUUGUCACUUUAUAUCACAGGCUGAAGCGACAAGCAGAACAAAAGGUAGGCGUAUUAGAAGACACCACAAGUACUUAUAAGGAGCACAUAAAGAUGUGCCAACAGUUAGAGAGACAACUAGAGACUGUGAAAACAGAGCAGUCCAAAGUGAAUGAGGAGACGCUGCCCGCGGAGGAGAAGCUCAAAAUGUAUCACUCCCUAGCUGGGAGUCUGCAGGACUCAGGAAUUCUGCUGAAGCGAGUGGCCCUGCACGUGGAGGACCUUGCUCUGCUUCUGGAACCUUUAGCUUAUGAGAAAGCCAAGCAUCAGGUCCAGGCUUGGCAAGAGGAGCUGACAUUGUUGACAUCCAGCAUUGGCGAGACGGUGACAGAGUGUGAAGCCCGGAUGGUGCAGAGCAGGGACUUCCAGACGGAGAUGAGCCGCUCCCUGGACUGGCUUCGGAGGGUAAAGGUGGAGCUCAGUGGGGCCAUAUGCCUGGACCUCAGCCUCCAGGAUAUCCAGGAGGAAAUCCGCAAGGUUCAGAUCCAUCAGGAGGAGGUCCAGUCCAGCUUGAGGAUCAUGAGCGCCCUGAGUAACAAGGAGCAGGAGAAGUUCACUAAAGCCAAGGAGCUGAUUUCCGCUGAUUUGGAACACACCCUUGCUGAGCUCGCCAAGCUGGAUGGAGACGUUCAGGAAGCUUUGCGUGCCCGGCAGGCUACCUUGACUGAAAUAUAUAGUCAAUGUCAAAGGUAUUAUCAAGUCUUUCAAGCAGCUAAUGAUUGGGUUGAGGAUGCCCAAGAAAUGUUACAGCUGGCAGGCAAUGGCCUAGAUGUGGAGAGUGCAGAGGAAAAUCUCAAGAGCCACAUGGAGUUUUUCAGUACAGAGGAUCAAUUCCACAGUAAUCUGGAGGAGCUCCAAGGCCUGGUGGUCAAGUUGGACCCACUCAUCAAGCCAACUGGUAAAGAAGAUCUCGCGCAGAAAAUGAGUUCCUUGGAAGAGAGGAGCCAGAGAGUCAUCCAGGACUCCCAUGCCCAGUUAGAUCUCUUGCAGAGAUGCACAAUUCAGUGGCAAGAUUAUCAGAAGGCAAGGGAAGAGGUUAUUGAAUUGAUGAACCAUGCGGAAAAGAAAUUGUCUGCGUUUUCCAUGUUGAAGACUUCUUCCAGUCAUGAAGCAGAAGAAAAAUUGUCACAACACAAGGCCUUAGUGUCAGAGGUUGAUUCUUUCCAUGAGAAAAUUGUGGCCCUAGAGGAAAAAGCUUCACAACUGGAGAAAUUCGGAAAUGAUCCAAGCAAAGCAACCCUAAGUAGGUCAACAACCACUGUCUGGCAGCGCUGGACGCGUCUCCGUGCUGUGGCCCAGGACCAAGAGAAAAUACUGGAAGACACAGUGGAUGAGUGGAAGGGUCUGAACAAUAAGGUUAAAAAAGCCACUGAAAUCAUUGAUCAGCUGCAAGAUAAGUUACCUGGAAGUUCAGCAGAGAAAUCCUCCAAAGCAGAACUCUUGGACUUUCUUGAGUACUAUGACACAUGUGUGCUGGAGCUGGACCAGCAACAGCUGGCCUUGGGGAUGCUGCAGCAAAGAGCACUGAGCAUGCUCCAGGAUGGAGCCCUCCUCGAUGGAGAAGAGCCACCCAUCCUGCAGGAAAUCACCACUAUGCAAGAUCGGUGCCUCAACAUGCAAGAGAAAGUGAAGAGUAAUGGAAAGUUGGUAAAGCAAGAGCUGCAGGAGCGAGAAGUGGUAGAAACUCAAAUUAAUUCUGUGAAAUCUUGGGUUCAAGAGACAAAGGAAUAUUUAGGGAAUCCAACAAUCGAAAUAGAUGCUCAACUUGAAGAACUGCAGAUCCUCCUGACAGAAGCCACAAAUCAUAGACAGAACAUUGAGAGGAUGGCUGAAGAACAGAAGACUAAGUACUUGGGUCUUUAUACUAUAUUGCCUUCGGAGAUCUCCCUCCAGUUAGCAGAAGUGGCAUUGGACCUGAAGAUCUAUGAUCAGAUCCAAGAAAAAGUAAAAGAAAUUGAGCAGAGCAAGACCAUGAGCCAGGAAUUCGGCCGGCAAAUUCAGAAAAUAGCCAAAGAUCUCACUAUGAUUUUAACGAAGCUGAAAACAAAAACUGAUAAUUUAGUUCAAGCUAAAACUGAUCAAAAGGUCCUGGGAGAGGAAUUAGAUGGCUGUAAUUCAAAGUUAAUGGAAUUGGAUGCAGCAGUACAAAAAUUCUCAGAACAGCAUGCCCACCUGGGCAAGCCAUUGGCCAAGAAGAUAGGAAAACUGACUGAACUUCAGCAGCAGACCAUUCGGCAGGCUGAGAAUCGGCUCUCCAAGCUCAAUCAGGCAGUAUCACAUUUAGAAGACUACAAUGAAAUGCUCAAACUGAUUUUGAAGUGGAUUGAGAAAGCUAAAGUCUUGGUACGAGGAAAUAUUGCAUGGAAUUCUGCAAGCCAACUUCGGGAACAGUACAUUUUGCAUCAGACCCUGCUAGAAGAAUCUGAAGAAAUUUACAGUGAUCUGGAAGCAAUGUCUGAGAAAUUACAACACCUCAGGAGUGUGUAUUAUACAGAAAAAAUGUCUCAGCAAGUGGCAGAACUGGGACGAGAGACUGAGGAGCUGCGGCAGGUGAUCAAAAUUCGUAUGCAGAGCCUCCAAGAUGCAGCCAAGGAUAUGAAAAAAUUUGAAGCGGAGCUGAGAAACUUACAAGUUGCUUUGGAACAAGCCCAGACCACCCUGACUUCUCCAGAAGUUGGGCGCCUGAGUCUCAAGGAGCAAUUAUCACAUCGACAGCAUUUGCUGUCUGAGAUGGAGUCCCUGAAGCCAAAGGUGCAAGCCGUGCAGCUCUGCCAGAGUGCUCUCCGGAUCCCUGAGGACAUGGUGGCCAGCUUGCCGCUCUGCCAUGCCGCCCUGCACCUGCAGGAGGAGGCCAGCCGGCUGCAGCACUCAGCCAUCCAGCAGUACAACAUCAUGCAGGAGGCAGUGGUGCAGUACGAACAAUAUGAGCAAGAGAUGAAGCAUCUCCAGCAGCUGAUAGAAGGUGCUCACAGAGAGAUUGAGGACAAGCCUGUGGCCACCAGUAACAUCCAGGAGCUGCAAGCUCAGAUUGCCCGGCACGAGGAGCUGGCGCAGAAAAUCAAGGGCUACCAGGAGCAGAUCGCCUCUUUGAAUUCCAAGUGCAAGAUGCUGACAAUGAAAGCCAAGCACGCUACCAUGAUGCUGACGGUGACAGAGGUGCAAGGGCUGGAGGAAGGCACGGAGGACCUGGACAGAGAGCUCCUCCCCACGCCAGCGGCCCACCCCUCUGUGGUCAUGAUGACUGCAGGUCGCUGUCAUACUUUGCUGUCACCUGUCACGGAGGAGUCUGGGGAAGAGGGAACCAACAGUGAGAUUUCCUCUCCACCUGCCUGUCGCUCCCCUUCACCUGCGGCUAAUACAGAGGCUUCUCUUAACAAGGACAUUGCCUAUUACCAAUCCCUGUCUGCUGAGAGACUGCAGACAGAUGCUGCCAGGAUCCGCCCCAGCACAUCAGCAUCCCAGGAGUUGUAUGAGCCAGGGCUGGAGCCGUCUGCUACUGCCAAACUGGGUGAUCUGCAGCGUUCUUGGGAAACCUUAAAAAAUGUGAUCAGUGAAAAGCAGCGCACGCUCUAUGAGGCUUUGGAACGCCAGCAGAGGUACCAGGACUCGCUCCAGUCCAUCUCAACAAAAAUGGAGGCCAUUGAGACGAAGCUUAGUGAGAGCCUCAAGCUCGGCAGGAGUCCGGAAAGCCAGAUGGCCGAACAUCAGGCGCUGAUGGACGAGAUUCUCAUGGUCCAAGACGAAAUCAACGCGCUGCAGGCCUCACUGGCGGAGGAGCUGGUGUCAGAGGUGCGGGAGUCUGACCCUGCCCAGCAGCUGGCCUUGCAGUCCACCCUCACAGUGCUGGCUGAACGUAUGUCCACCAUCCGGAUGAAGGCCGCGGGCAAACGGCAGCUGCUGGAGGAGAAGUUAAACGAUCAGCUGGAGGAACAGAAGCACGAGCAGGCCUUGCAGAGGUAUCGAUGUGAAGCUGAUGAGCUGGAUCACUGGCUGUUGAGUACCAAGGCCACCCUGGAUGGCACCCUCAGUGCACCCACAGAGCCAAUGGACAUGGAGGCACAGCUGGUGGACUGCCAGAACAUGCUGGUGGAGAUCGAGCAGAAGGUUGUGGCCUUAUCUGAGCUGUCCCUCCACAACGAGAACCUGCUGCUGGAGGGCAAGGCACACACGAAGGAUGAGGCUGAGCAGCUGGCCGGGAAGCUGAAGACACUCAAGGGGAGCCUCCUGGAGCUGCAGAGAGCCCUCCGAGACCGCCAGCUGCACAUCCAGCAGGGAACUGCCCAAGAGAAGGAGGAGAGUGACGCUGACCUCACGGCCUUGCAGAGCCCUGGCGUGCAGGAAUGGUUGGCUCAAGCUCACACCACACGGACCCACAAGCGGCAGAGCAGUCUCCAACAGCAAAAAGUAAGCUCUCUGGCCUGCAGACCUGCCCUGGAAGGAACUCAAGGAAGAUGGCUCAGAAGGGCACAUUGCUUUGAAUUAGAGCAAGAAUUAGCUGAACAGAAGAGCCUCCUCCGGUCAGUAGCCAGUCGUGGAGAGGAGAUUCUAUCCCAACAUUCAGCUGCAGAAACCUCAGGCGGCCUUGGUGAAAAGCCUGAUGUGUUAUCCCAGGAGUUGGGAAUAGAAGGGGAGAAAUCAUCUGCUGAAGACCAGAUGAGAAUGAAAUGGGAAAGUCUACAUCAAGAAUUUAGUACCAAGCAGAAACUACUACAGAAUGCUCUGGAACAAGAACAAGAGCAAGUGCUCUACAGCAGACCAAGCCGACUCCUGUCUGGUGUGCCACUGUACAAAGGCGAAGUACAGACACAGGAUAAAUCUGCAGUAACAUCAUUGCUGGAUGGAUUGAACCAGGCUUUCGAGGAGGUUUCAUCCCAGGGUGUAGGAGCAAAGAUUCAGAAUAUACACUUGGAACAGAAGUUGUAUGAUGGAGUCUCAGCUACCUCCACUUGGUUGGAUGAUGUUGAAGAGCGUUUAUUUGUUGCCACGGCACUUUUACCAGAAGAAACACAAACUUGUCUCUUCGACCAAGAGGCUCUUGCCAAAGACAUUAAGGAAAUGUCUGAAGAAAUGGAUAAGAACAAGAACUUGUUUUCCCACACUUUUCCAGAGAAUGGUGAUAACCGAGAUGUUAUUGAAGAUACUUUGGGUUGUCUUGUGGGCAGGUUAUCCUUGCUGGAUUCUGUAGUGGAUCAACGGUGUCAUCAGAUGAAAGAAAGACUCCAGCAAAUACUAAGUUUCCAGAAUGACCUGAAGGUGCUGUUUACAUCACUGGCUGACAACAAAUACAUCAUUCUGCAGAAACUGGCAAAUGUGUUUGAACAGCCUGUAGCAGAACAGAUAGAGGCCAUACAGCAGGCUGAAGAGGGACUAAAGGAACUGGAUGCAGGAAUAACAGAAUUAAAACGGCGUGGUGACAAGUUACAGAUUGAGCAGCCUUCCUUGCAAGAGCUCUCCAAGCUCCAGGACAUGUAUGAUGAACUGAUGAUGACCAUUGGCUCACGAAGGAGUGGUCUCAAUCAAAAUCUUGUACUCAAGAGUCAGUACGAAAGGGCUCUGCAAGAUCUGGCAGAUCUGCUAGAAACUGGACGAGAGAAGAUGGCAGGAGAUCAGAAAAUCAUCGUGUCAUCCAAAGAGGAAAUUCAUCAGUUACUUGACAAACAUAAGGAAUAUUUUCAAGGCCUGGAAUCGCAUAUGAUCUUAACAGAAACGCUCUUCAGAAAGAUCAUCAGCUUUGCAGUCCCCAAAGAAACCCAGUGCCAUACGGACCUGAUGGCUCAGGCAUCUGCUGUGCUGAAGCGGGCACACAAGAAGGGUAUGGAGCUGGAGUACAUCCUAGAGACUUGGUCGCAUCUGGAUGAGGACCGGCAGGAGCUCAGCAGACAGCUGGAGGUAGUGGAGAGCAGCAUCCCGAGUGUGGGCCUGGUGGAGGAGAGUGAAGACAGGCUCAUGGAACGGGCCAGCCUCUACCAGCAUUUAAAAUCCAGCCUCAAUGAAUACCAGCCCAAAUUAUAUCAAGUAUUAGAUGAUGGAAAACGACUUCUGAUAUCUAUCAGCUGCUCAGAGCUAGAAAGCCAGCUAAAUCAACUUGGAGAGCGCUGGCUAAGUAAUACCAGUAAAGUGUCUAAGGAACUUCACAGAUUGGAAACAAUAUUGAAACACUGGACCAGAUAUCAAAGUGAAUCUGCAGAUCUAAUUCACUGGUUACAUUCCGCAAAAGACAGGCUAGUAUUUUGGACUCAGCAAUCUGUGACAGUCCCACAAGAACUAGAAAUGGUCCGUGAUCAUCUAAAUGCUUUCCUGGAGUUUUCUAAAGAAGUAGAUGCCAAAUCUUCCCUGAAAUCAUCCGUUCUGAGCACUGGAAAUCAGCUUCUUCGGUUGAAGAAGGUGGACACAGCUGCCCUGCGCUCCGAGUUGUCCCACAUUGAUAGUCAGUGGAUGGACCUCCUGACAAAUAUUCCAGCUGUUCAGGAAAAGCUCCACCAGCUCCAAAUGGAUAAGCUGCCUUCCCGCCAUGCCAUUUCUGAAGUCAUGAGUUGGAUCUCUUUAAUGGAAAGUGUUAUUCAGAAGGAUGAAGAGGAUAUAAAAAAUGCUAUAGGUUACAAAGCAAUUCAUGAAUACCUUCAGAAAUAUAAGGGUUUUAAGAUAGACAUUAACUGCAAACAGCUGACAGUGGAUUUUGUGAACCAGUCUGUGCUACAAAUCAGCAGUCAGGAUGUGGAAAGUAAACGGAGUGAUAAGACCGAUUUUGCAGAGCAGCUCGGGGCGAUGAAUAAAAGUUGGCAAAUCCUGCAAAGUCUAGUAACUGAGAAGAUCCAGAUGUUGGAAGGCUUAUUGGAAUCUUGGUCAGAAUAUGAAAAUAAUGUACAAUGUCUGAAAACUUGGUUUGAAACCCAGGAAAAGAGACUGAAACAACAGCAUCGAAUUGGAGAUCAGGUUUCUGUUCAGAAUGCACUGAAAGACUGUCAGGACCUUGAAGAUUUGAUUAAAGCAAAAGAAAAAGAAGUAGAGACAAUUGAGCAGAAUGGCCUUGCUUUGAUUCAGAACAAGAAAGAAGAAGUGUCUGGCACUGUCAGGAGCACACUGCGGGGGCUCAACCAGGCCUGGGGCAAUUUAGACCACAUGGCUGGGCAGCUGAAGGUACUGCUGAAGUCAGUGCUCGACCUGUGGGGACAUCACAAAGUGGCCUUCGACGAGAUGAACAGUCACCUCAUGGAAGCCAGAUACUCCCUGUCCAGAUUCCGACUGCUGACCGGCUCCUUAGAAGCUGUGCAGGUUCAGGUAGACAAUCUUCAGAAUCUUCAUGAUGACUUAGAAAAACAGGAAAGGAGCUUAGAGAAAUUUGGCACUGUCACCAACGAACUAUUAAAAGUGUGUCACCCACCUGUGGCAGAAACUCUCACCAAUACCUUGAAAGAAAUCAAUAUGAGAUGGAAUAACUUACUGGAAGAGAUUGCGGAGCAGCUGCACUGGAGCAAGGCCCUCCUUCAGCUUUGGCAGAGAUACAAGGACUACUCCAGUCAGUGUACCACCACGGUUCAGCAGCAGGAGAAGCACACCAAUGAGCUGUUGAAGGCAGGGGCUAACAAGGACAUAGCUGACGAUGAGGUUGCUACGUGGAUUCAAGAUUGUAAUGACCUCCUCAAAGAACUGGGGACAGUUAAAGACUCCCUUUUCAUCCUCCGUGAGCUGGGAGAACAACUCAAACAGCAAGUGGAUGCUUCAGCAGCCCAGGCCAUUCAGUCUGAUCAGCUCUCCCUGAGCCAGCACUUGUGUACCCUGGAGCAAGCUCUUUCCAAACAACAGACAGUGUUACAGGCUGGAGUUGUUGACUAUGAAACCUUUGCCAAGAGUUUGGAAGCUCUGGAUGCCUGGAUUGUAGAAGCUGAGGAGGUGCUACAAGGUCAAGACCCCACCCACUCGUCUGACCUCUCCACCAUCCGGGAGAGGAUGGAAGAACUUAAGGGACAGAUGUUAAAAUUCAGCAGCAUGGCUCCAGAUCUAGACCAUCUUAAUGAACUGGGAUAUAGGUUGCCCCUGAAUGACAAGGAAAUCAAAAGGAUGCAGAAUCUAAACCGUCUCUGGUCUCUCAUCUCUUCUCAGACGACAGAAAGAUUCAGUAAGUUGCAGUCAUUUUUGCUACAACAUCAGACUUUCUUGGAAAAAUGUGAGACAUGGAUGGAAUUCUUGGUUCAAACGGAGCAAAAGUUAGCAGUAGAGAUUUCAGGCAAUUAUCAGCAACUUUUGGAACAGCAGAGAGCACAUGAGUUGUUUCAAGCUGAGAUGUUCAGUCGUCAGCAGAUUUUGCAUUCAAUCAUUAUUGAUGGGCAACGUCUUCUAGAACAAGGUCAAGUUGAUGACAGGGAUGAGUUCAACCUGAAGUUGACCCUCCUCAGUAAUCAGUGGCAGGGAGUGAUUCGCAGGGCCCAGCAGAGGCGAGGGAUCAUUGACAGCCAGAUCCGCCAGUGGCAGCGCUACAGGGAGAUGGCAGAAAAGCUACUUAAAUGGCUGGUGGAAGUGUCCAAUAUACCCGCGAGUGGUCUCGGAAGCAUCCCAGUACCACUACAACAAGUGAGCAGCCUCUUCGACGAAGUGCAGUUCAAAGAAAAGGUGUUCCUGCGACAGCAAGGCAGCUACAUCCUGACUGUGGAAGCCGGCAAGCAGCUCCUGCUCUCAGCAGACAGUGCAGCUGAGGCCACCUUGCAGGCAGAACUCACUGAAAUCCAAGAGAAGUGGAAGUCCACCAGCCUGCAUCUGGAGGAGCAAAAGAAAAAACUGGCCUUCUUGUUGAAAGACUGGGAAAAAUGUGAGAAAGGAGUAGCUGAUUCUCUGGAGAAACUAAAAGGUUUCAAAAAGAAGCUUCUGCAGCCUCUACCAGAUCACCACGAGGAGCUCCAUGGAGAGCAAAUUCGGUGCAAGGAAUUAGAAAAUGCAAUCGGGAGCUGGACAGAUGACCUGACAGAGCUGACAUUGCUGAGGGGCUCCCUUGCCGCCUACAUCAGUCCCAACGACAUCUCCAUCCUCAACGAACGCAUAGAGCUUUUGCAGAGGCAAUGGGAAGAACUGUGCCACCAGGUCUCCUUAAGGCAGCAGCAAGUAGGCGAAAGACUGAAUGAAUGGGCAGUCUUCAGUGAGAAGAACAAGGAGCUCUGUGAGUGGUUGACUCAGAUGGAAAGCAAAGUUUCUCAGAAUGGAGACAUUCUCAUUGAGGAAAUGAUAGAGAAGCUCAAGAAGGAUUACCAAGAGGAAAUUACUGUUGCCCAAGAGAACAAAAUACAGCUCCAGCAAAUGGGAGAACGACUUGCCAAAGCCAGCCAUGAAAGUAAAGCAUCUGAGAUUGAGUACAAGCUGGGAAAGGUCAACGACCGCUGGCAGCAUCUCCUGGAUCUCAUCGCAGCCAGGGUGAAGAAGCUGAAGGAGACUCUGGUGGCUGUGCAGCAGCUCGAUAAGAACAUGAGCAGCCUAAGGGCUUGGCUAGCCCAAAUCGAGUCAGAACUGGCCAAACCCAUAGUCUACGAUUCCUGUGACUCAGAAGAGAUACAGAGAAAGCUUAACGAGCAGCAGGAGCUUCAGAGAGAUAUCGAGAAGCACAGCACGGGUGUCGCCUCUGUUCUCAAUCUGUGUGAGGUCCUGCUGCAUGACUGUGAUGCUUGUGCCACCGAUGCCGAGUGUGACUCCAUCCAGCAGGCAACACGAAACCUGGACCGGCGGUGGAGAAACAUCUGCGCUAUGUCUAUGGAAAGGAGGCUCAAAAUCGAAGAGACAUGGCGUUUGUGGCAGAAGUUUCUGGAUGACUAUUCUCGUUUUGAAGACUGGCUGAAGAUUUCAGAAAGGACAGCUGCUUUUCCAAGCUCUUCGGGGGUGCUCUAUACAGUUGCCAAGGAAGAACUAAAGAAAUUUGAGGCUUUCCAGCGACAGGUACACGAGACUCUGACACAGCUGGAGCUCAUCAACAAACAGUACCGCCGCCUGGCCCGAGAGAACCGCACCGACUCGGCAUGCAGCCUCAAACAGAUGGUUCACGAAGGCAACCAGAGAUGGGACAACCUGCAAAAGCGAGUCACCUCCAUCUUACGCAGACUUAAGCAUUUUAUUAGCCAACGCGAGGAGUUUGAAACUGCACGGGAUAGCAUUCUGGUCUGGCUGACAGAGAUGGAUCUGCAGCUCACUAAUAUUGAACAUUUUUCUGAGUGUGAUGUUCAAGCUAAAAUAAAACAACUUAAGGCCUUCCAGCAAGAAAUUUCCCUGAAUCACAAUAAGAUUGAGCAGAUCAUCGCACAGGGGGAGCAGCUGAUAGAGAAGAGCGAGCCCCUGGAUGCGGCCGUCAUCGAGGAGGAGCUGGAUGAACUCCGCCGCUAUUGCCAGGAGGUCUUCGGGCGCGUGGAGAGAUAUCAUAAGAAACUGAUCCGCCUGCCUCUACCGGAUGAUGAGCACGACCUUUCUGACCGGGAGCUGGAGCUCGAUGACUCUGCAGCCCUCUCAGACCUGCACUGGCAGGACCCGUCUGUGGACGGUGUGCUCUCCCCGCAGCCUUCCUCCAACCCCUCCCUCUCACUCCCCCAGCCCCUGCGCAGUGAGCGGUCGGGAAGGGACACCCCGGCCAGUGUGGACUCCAUCCCCCUGGAGUGGGAUCAUGACUAUGACCUCAGUCGUGACCUGGAGUCCGCAGUGUCUAGGACUUUGCCAUCCGAAGAUGAAGAGGGCCGGGAAGAGAAGGAUUUCUACCUCAGGGGAGCCAUGGGUUUAUCAGAUGUAGUGAUCCCUGAAAGCCUUGAGGCCUAUGUAAAACUCACAGAAAAUGCCAUCAGAAAUACCUCUGGACAUCACAGCACCUUGGAGUCACAGAUCCAACAACUGGACAAAGCCCUGGAUGACAGCCGCUUCCAUAUGCAGCAAACUGAAAAUGUCCUGCGCAGUAAAACUCCCACGGGGCCAGAGCUGGACUCCAGCUACAAAGGCUAUAUGAAACUGCUGGCUGAGUGCAGCGGCAGUAUAGAUUCAGUGAGGAAACUGGAGCACAAGCUGAAGGAGGAAGAGGAGAACUUUCCUGGCUUUGUUAACUUGAACAGUACUGAGACCCAGACCGCUGGUGUGAUUGACCGAUGGGAGCUCCUCCAGGCCCAGGCCCUGAGCAAGGAGUUGAGGAUGAAACAGAACCUGCAGAAAUGGCAACAGUUCAACUCAGACUUGAAUAACAUCUGGGCCUGGCUCGGGGAGACAGAGGAGGAACUGGAACAACUCCAGUGCCUGGAGCUCAGCACAGACAUCCAGACGAUCGAGCUUCAGAUCAAAAAGCUCAAGGAGCUCCAGAAAGCUGUGGACCACCGCAAAGCGAUCAUCCUCUCCAUCAACCUCUGCAGCUCUGAGUUCACUCAGGCUGACAGUAAGGAGAGCCGGGACCUACAGGACCGCUUGUCCCAGAUGAAUGGGCGCUGGGACCGGGUGUGCUCUUUGCUGGAGGACUGGCGGGGUCUGCUCCAGGACGCACUGAUGCAAUGCCAGGAUUUCCAUGAAAUGAGCCAUGGUUUACUUCUUAUGCUGGAGAAUAUUGACAGGAGGAAAAAUGAAAUUGUCCCUGUCGAUUCUCACCUCGAUGCUGAGAUCCUCCAGGAUCAUCACAAGCAGCUGAUGCAAAUAAGGCGUGAGCUGUUGGAGUCCCAACUCAAAGUGGCCUCACUGCAAGACAUGUCUUGCCAACUCCUGGUCAAUGCUGAAGGCACUGACUGUUUAGAAGCCAAAGAAAAAGUUCAUGUCAUUGGAAACCGGCUCAAACUUCUCCUGAAGGAGGUCAGUCGUCACAUCAAAGAUCUGGAGAAGUUAUUGGACAUGUCAAGCAGUCAGCAGGAUUUGUCUUCCUGGUCUUCUGCUGAUGAACUGGACACCUCAGGAUCCGUGAGUCCUACAUCAGGAAGAAGCACCCCCAACAAACAGAAACCGCCACGAGGCAAAUGUAGUGUCUCACAGCCUGGACCCUCUGUCAGCAGUCCAAAUAGCAGGUCCACAAAAGGUGGCUCCGAUUCCUCCCUUUCUGAGCUGCGGCCAGCUCAAUCAGGCAGAGCCUUCCUAUUUCGAGUCCUCCGGGCAGCUCUCCCCCUUCAGCUUCUCCUGCUGCUCAUCAUCGGGCUGGCCUGCCUUGUACCGAUGUCAGAAGAAGACUAUAGUUGUGCCCUCUCCAACAACUUUGCCAGAUCAUUCCACCCCAUGCUCAGAUACACCAAUGGUCCUCCUCCACUGUGAACCAAGCAGAUGGCACCUGCCAAAGUGCUGGUAGCAUGAGGAGGAUGGGCCCAGAAGCAGUCCCAAACAAUCAAAGAGGAUCUUAAUCUUGGCAGAAGCCCUCAGUGGCAGCUUUACCCCUCUUCCAUAUGCCUGAGAGCAAGUCACAGUUUCUGAGGUGGAUGAAACACGAUGAGAGGAGGAAAACAAACAGAAGAUCUGGAAGAAAUUUUGUUUGAGAGUCUGAGCCUAAAGAGAUUGGAUAUGGACACCCAAAGUUUCCUGGACUUGUGAAUUCUGGGCCUUUGGCCCAUUUGACACAUAGCCAAGGACUUGAGUAGACUGUCUGGGCAGCUUUCUCGUGGUGCUGCUCUGUCCACCAAGAAGCAACCCUCCCAAGCGCCAUGUUAGUAUCCUACAAUCUACCAACCAAUCAGUGCUGAGGAGAUUUUAGAGCCUUGUAACAUACAAUUUUUAAGAGCUUAUAUGGCAGCUUUCUUUAUACUUUUUUUUUUUUUCUUUUUGGGCAUGAUGUUCUAACCGCUUUAGAAACACAAGCUGUAAAUCUAAAAGGCACUUUUUUUAAAGAUAUAAGGAAAAACUAGAUGUAAUAAAAUCAUGGAAGGCUUUAUGUGAAAAAGAAGUUGAAUGUUAUAGUAUAAAAAUAUUUAUGUAAUGUACAGUUUGCUAAAGCCAAGUUUUGUUUGUAUUGAUUUAUUUGCAUUUAUUAUAGAUACUAUAAAAUA